AUGGCCGAAGACGGUGAAGGAAACUCUACUGGACAGCAAACAGGAGGGUUUUCAAAUCAGAAUCAGAUGAAUUUCAAUUCAGCUCAGUACGAUCCUGAUGAUCCUAUGUAUUUGCAUGUGAUUGAGAAUCCUAAUCUCAUUCUCGUUUCUCCACCCCUGUCGAAUAUCAACUACACUUCCUGGAGUCGUUCGAUGAAGAUUGCAUUGGAGGAAAAGAACAAGUAUGGUUUUAUAGAUGGAACUAUUGCCAAGCCUGCAGAAACAAUAUUGUUUGGUCCUGGCUAUUCAAGUCGCUCGGCCCUACAAUUGCAGAAGGAGUACUCUAUUUUGAACUUGCAGCAAAAAUCUGGAAAGUUCUUGGAAAGAGAUACUCCCAAGAGUUCACAAGGUAACUUGUUUAUCAACGAGUAUUUCACUAAGACUAAUGCCUUAUGGGUUCAAUUAAAUGCAAUGAGACCUAUUCCUACUUGUGAAUGUGUACCUAAGUGUUCUUGUGCUCUUGUGAGUAAGAUUAAGAAGGAGAAAGAAGAGGAUCAAAUCAUUAGAUUCUUAGAAGGCUUAAAUGAAGAAUAUGAGGAUAUCAAGUCAGGUAUCCUUGUAAUGGAACCUAUUCCAGUCAUGGAAAAAGUGUUGAACAUGACUCUAAAGAUGGAAAGAAAGCUUAAGAACUCAAUGAAUAUCAAAUGCAAUGAUUUGGCUCAGGCCAGUGCUGUGCAGAAUGUUCAGGCUCAACACUCAGAUGAACAGAUCAUGAUUGCAGCAUCAAAUUCAUAUAAUAGGAAGAAAUUCAAUACUAGAUCACAAAAAAAUGUGCCUAAGUGCACAUUUUGUGGGAUUCAGGCCAAUGAUAUUGGUCUGUCUCCUGAUCAAUUUCAAAGACUCGUAUCUCUGUUGCAAAAUCAAAAGCAAGGAAAUAAGUCCUCAACCAAUGCAGCUGUGACAGUCAACAAUGCUGGACUCAUUCCAGAUUUUAGAAACUCUAUGGAGAAUAGCCACAAUGAAGGCAGGUCUAUCUCUGAUUCUUAUGUUAACACUGUCUUGAAUUCUUCUAAUGUUUGGAUCCUAGAUUCAGGAGCAACAGAUCACAUUGUUUGCUCCUUGGAAUAUUUUGAAACUUUUCAUGCUGCUUAUGGAGUUUUGGUUAAAUUGCCCAAUGGGGACACAGUGAAGGUCACACACAUAGGACAAGUUAGAUUGCACAUGAACAUACUGUUGAAAAAUGUGUUAUUCAUCCCAUCUUUUCAGUUCAAUAUCAUAUCUGCUAGCAAAUUAACAAAGGAAUCAAAGUAUGAGAUUGUUAUGAGGACUGACUCUUGCACCCUUCAGGGACAUCUUGGGACAGUGGAUGGUUUUGCUAGUGAGAAAUGUGGACUGUAA
This is a messenger RNA of Ipomoea nil (Japanese morning glory), 1377 nucleotides long. RefSeq lists its product as uncharacterized. The record is from RefSeq and is a predicted model, not a curated record. Lineage: Eukaryota; Viridiplantae; Streptophyta; Magnoliopsida; Solanales; Convolvulaceae. The transcript has 3 exons. Bases 1 to 1377 code for a protein of 458 amino acids.